Molecule: messenger RNA, 367 nt
Organism: Babesia bovis T2Bo
Lineage: Eukaryota; Apicomplexa; Aconoidasida; Piroplasmida; Babesiidae
Exons: 4
Coding region: 40-366 (108 amino acids)
Cellular component (GO): mitochondrion; respiratory chain complex IV
Source: RefSeq, a predicted model, not a curated record
UAAUACAUGGACAUUUUGAUACCCAUCUAACGUUAUAAAAUGGUAGAGAGGAAGAUAAAUGUCGCGUCUCCCAAAGAUUUGCAACAUUGGUCUUCAUACGAUCACUAUAAUAUUGAUAAUCCGCACGUAGGAGACCCAAGAAACCUACAAUUUACACAGUGGAAUUACUGCAGGCUUAGAUAUGCUUUGUUCUGCCGCUGUUGUCGUGAAUUGAGUGAAGAUAAUCCACGUUGCAGAUAUCAAUAUUACAGAGCUGAAAUGGCCUGUACUCAGGACUUUUUGGAUAUAGCUAACAAGUACCGCGAACAGGGUACUAACACCGCUGACAUAUUGCCUACAUCCCAGGUUUUCAAUUUGAGACAAUGAA